AUGCCUGCACACGCUCUCUCUCUCUCUCCCCCCUCUCUCUCUCUCUCUCUCUCUCUCUCUCUCUCACCCACAAACAAACACCAAAAAAGCACAGAGAGAGAGAGAGGGAAAAUUUAUCAUGGUAUUAAAGGAAGAUAUUUGUUUGAUCUCGCGAAACACCAUGUUUCUCCAUCUCUUUUUUACUUUGUUUUUCUUACUCUCUUUUUCCUUUUAUAUUUUCGCGCUUAUAUUUUCUUUCUUUUAUAUUUUUCUUUCAGUCUUUCUUUCUUUUAUUUUUCUUUCUUUUUAUUUUUCCAUCUUUUGUAUUUUCUUGCACUUUCUAUCGUUUUUCCAAUAUUUGUUUACUAUUUCCUUUCUUUCUUUAUUUAUUCAUUUAUUAAUUCACUUCUUUUUCUUCCUUGUUUCUUUCUAUCUAUCUUUACUUCUUAUCCACCCCCCUUUCCUAUUUGUCCGAAUUCUUGCAUUCUUUGGUUCUUUCUUUCUAUUUCGUCUCUUUGCUUAUUUCUCUCCGUUUCUUUCUUUCAUUCAUUCUACCGCCUCCUUUUUUUCUUUCUUUCUUUCUUUAUGUCUUUCUUUUUCUUUCUUUCUUUUAUCUUCUAUCGCGUUUUCUUUCAUUAUUUCUUGAUGCAUUUAAUUUUUAUUUAUACUCUUUCUUUCCUUCUUUGUUUAUUUUCAACCUCUUCAUUUCUCAGUUUCUUUUUUCUUUCGUUAUUUCUUUCUUGCUUUCACACUAUUUCGUCUCUUUUCUUUUAUACCCCUCCUCUUUUUUCAUUCACUAUAUAG
Acanthosepion pharaonis is the source of this 783-nucleotide messenger RNA. The record is from the annotation of a GenBank genome assembly. Lineage: Eukaryota; Metazoa; Mollusca; Cephalopoda; Sepiida; Sepiidae.